Molecule: messenger RNA, 1618 nt
Organism: Cornus florida
Lineage: Eukaryota; Viridiplantae; Streptophyta; Magnoliopsida; Cornales; Cornaceae
Exons: 3
Coding region: 271-1152 (293 amino acids)
Source: RefSeq, a predicted model, not a curated record
UCUUACUUUCUUGUACUGUUACUUUAGGGCUUCCUUUUCUCUCCACUGUCGUUCACGAUCUACACUAGUAGAGAAUCCGAUUAGUUGCUAAGAAUUAAGAAUCAGAAAUCGAGCCAUUUCGAAGUGUGAACUGUUUCUCUCAGUAUUGAUUUCGUCAGCGAGGUCCCAAGAAUUCUGAAUUGCUUGGAGGGUUUGUUUGAUAUUGCUUCAAAGUUUCACCUUUUGGCUUCUGCUUUCGCAGUUUCUCCUUUUGGCUUCUGCUUUCCAUCAAUGGACAUCAGCUGUCCUUUGGACAUGUCAGUUUCAGAAGAUUUAAACAGGUCUCAUGACUUGAAGCAGUUGUCUCUGAAUCGAGCACUAUGUAAUUAUGGUGACAGGGGAGGCCUCUCUUGGAAUGAUAUCAGUGAUGGUUUAACCGAGUUUUUACAUAUUCAAGAUGAUCACAAAUCAGCAUCAAGCUCCAUUUCGGUUCCACAUUCUGACAAGAAUGAUAUCAGCAAUGCGGAGAAGAAGGAUUCAUGUGAAAAGGCUUGUAGUACUAAAUUGACCUUUGUUAUCUCUGACAAGUGCUUGAGCAAAUGUGCCAAGUUUUCAUGUUCUUGUGAGAAAACUUCCUUCGCUGUGUCUGUGCACAAGGAAGAUGAAGGUGAUUUAAAUGAGAUAACAGCUGCAGUGUUGAAAGAAGACGGUAAUGAAUCUGCUAAGCUGACUUAUUCGCAGCCCAUACCUUCUCCUACUACUUUGAAGCUUGUAUCUGCCAUGAAAGGUAGCCGUGAGAAACAGGGGAUACCACCGAAGAAGCUGACUGUUACAUGGGACCCUGAUGUGUACGAUCCUCCUCCUACAUCAGUGUCACAUGUUCCAACAAACAAGAAACAACGGCAGAGGAGAGGUGGUAAGAAGAAUGGAAAGAACAGACAGAAGGGCAAGGGCAAACCUACCCGAGAAGACAGAAAGCAGGUUCAGAAAUCUGGUGGGAGUUCUAAGAAGUGUUUCAAAUCGUUCAAUAACAAUGGCAGAUUGGUUGAAUGUGAUGAGACUUCUGUGGACUUUGUGGAUUUUGAUGUUGGCAUUCCAGAUUCACACUGUGGCAGUAGUUUUCUCAAGAAAUCAGUCACAAAUAUGCAUUUCUCUGUUGCAGAGGCUAUGUAAUCCAUCAUUUGCAGUAUGUCGUUAGUUCUAAGAAGUGUUUCAAAUCGUUCAAUAGCAAUGGCAGAUUGGUUGAAUGUGAUGAGACUUGUGUGGCCCCUGUGGAUUUUGAUGUUGGCAUUCCAGAUUCACACUGGCAGUAGUUUUCUCAAGAAAUCAGUCACAAAGAUGCAUUUCUCUGUUGCAGAGGCCUUGUAAUCCAUUAUUUACAGUAUGCUGUUUUUUUCCCCCUUUCGUGUGUCAUCCUUUUGACCGGCAGUGUAGAUUCGUAAAUUUGUGGUUGGAGUGAUCUUGUCAUCCGUUUUCACACGCAGUGUAGAUAAAUAAUUGUGCGUUGUAAGGCAUUAUUUUCUGUUCAACGGUGGUACCGGUGCUUCGAAGGCUUGACUAUCUUCCUAUGCAGUGCUUUUGUUGAUAACUAUGAAACUUUGUCAUAUUUAAGUUCUAAAUUACUACUCCGUUUACUGUU